UUCAUUUGUCAUUCUUCUUCCAACCGCGAUAGUCAACACAAUAGUGUGUAAACCAGUGAAUUAAGAAUCACCCUUUAUAGUGUAAUCGGCUUAAAUAAAACUAUUAAUAAAAGUUGCAGUAAUGGGUGUCCAAAAAUUUACAUACGAUGCGGUACAUUGGUACAUGCAGAAACUUGCCUUGCAAAUUGUCGCCAAAUCUGGUAAACCGAGUGACCAAUAUCAUCUUGGUAAAAUUAUACUACACUGCUUUAAGGAAGAACCUGAUUUUAUUAUGCAAAUAGAUGGCGCUACGGGUGAAAGCGAAACUUUUGGAUCAGCACUAAAAAGGACCAUUAAAUGUGCGGGUAGUCUGAGAAAGAUGGGGCUAAACGUCGGCGAUCACAUAAUAUUGAUGGCUCCAAAUCAUUUGGAUAUUUCAAUACCUUUUCACGCUGCUUUAUAUCUAGGAUUAGGCAUUGGCUGUGUUGAUGUCGCCUUGACUGUCCGUGAACUUGUGGAUUUGUUUAAAUGUGAAAAGCCAAAAGUAAUAUUCUGUCAAAACGAGAAAUCGGAAAAUGUAGCGAGUGCACUCAAAAAUCUAAACUUAGAGGCAAAUAUAAUAACGUUUAACGAUAGUGCUACUUAUUGUACGUUGGCUAAAUUUAUUGAGAACAGCGAAGAAACUAUCGAGAGUUUUCGUCCAAAUGAAUUUGAUCCAGAAACGACAACAGCAUUCUUAGUAUCCACCAGUGGUACAACAGGAGUGUUCAAAGCUGCUGUACUUACACACGCAAAUAUGGCCAUUUCAGCACCGUAUUGGUGGUUAAAAUACAAUACGUUUCCGAAACCAACUCGUAUGACACUGUUGACCUCGCCGACGCAAUGGAUAACUGGUGUCAUAACAAUACUCAUGUCAUCAAUACUGAGGAUCACAAGGUUACAAACUUCAUUGCCAGUAACAGUGGAGCAUGCCUACCACCUUAUCAACACAUAUAAGCCCACAGAUAUCAAAAUGAGCGCUAACAUGAUGAGUGGCUUGUUAAAGUCGGAACUGCGGGAGAGCUGUGACUUUUCUUGCUUCGAAUUAAUCAUGAUAGGUGGAAGUGCGGUAUCGCAGACGUUAAUAGACGAAAUCAAGAUCGUCGCACCUAAUGUAGACGUUUGCAUUGGAUACGGCAUGAGCGAAAUAUCAGGUCUCUCUGUUAUUAAUUUCAAUUGUGUACGAGGAGCGUGUGGGCAGCUGCUGAAUUGUGUUCAAGCAAAGAUAGUUAAUGUUGACACACAAGAAGAUAUUCAUGAACCGAAUACUCCAGGAGAGUUAUGGAUGAAUGGACCAACCCUUUUUAAAGGAUAUUGCGAUAACAAAGCUUUAACAGAAGAAACGAUGUCAGCAGACGGCUGGUUGAAAACUGGAGAUAUACUAUACAGAGACGAAAACUGGAACUUAUAUUUUGUUGAACGUAUGAAAAUGCUACUGAAGUACAGAAGUUACCAGAUAUCCCCAUUGGAAAUAGAGAACGUAAUACAAAAACAUCCAGGCGUAGAUUCGGUGGCGGUGACGGGGAUUCCCCAUCCAAAUGAUGGAGAUUUGCCAGUUGCAUGCGUCGUCUUGCGCAAAGGAUCUAACAUCACUGAAGAAGACAUUAAGAAUUUAGUUAAAGAAUCGUUAUCAGAUUCCAAGCAGUUACGUGGAGGAGUCAUUUUUAUGGAGAAAUUACCCUUAACAGUAUCAUCUAAGAUUAACAGAUUAAAGCUCAAAGAAAUGGUAUUACAACUUGUGAAAGGAAAUCAAUUUUAAUCUCUUUAAUUAAUUUCAUGUUCAAACCUUAAUUUUUUUAUCUUCUUUAUAAGUAUUAUAAAAAGGAAUGUUUGUAUGUUAAUACGUGCAUAAACUACUAAACAGUUUUAAGUGAACUUUAGUACGUUCUAAGAAUUUGAAAGAAGAUUCAUUUU
Papilio xuthus (Asian swallowtail) is the source of this 1932-nucleotide messenger RNA. RefSeq names its product luciferin 4-monooxygenase-like. The record is from RefSeq and is a predicted model, not a curated record. The transcript is spliced from 12 exons. Lineage: Eukaryota; Metazoa; Arthropoda; Insecta; Lepidoptera; Papilionidae. Gene Ontology annotation, molecular function: CoA-ligase activity. The coding region runs from base 122 to 1777 and encodes 551 amino acids.